AUGUUAAGCAAAUUGGCCAUUCCGGGAAAAUGGUGGUACGGCUUUUCACGUAGUCGUGAUUCGGAUAACGUAUCAAGGAAAAUUCUAUCUCGGUCUCUUGCCCCCGUCCUAAAAGUAUGGGUAUCAUACUAUCAUCAUAACUUCGAUACCAACAUAAGCGGUUCAGAGUUAACCACUUUGAGGGCUUUGGAAAUUUACUAUCUGCUAGAUAAUCAACCUGUUAACUUGGGGAAAAUUAUUGCAGAGGACAUGGAUGCCAUUGUCCAAUCUAAGUCAAAAAAAGUUACGGGGCAUGCAUAUGUGAUACUUCUUUUGUGCAUGAAAGCUGGAGUUGAACCUUUGACAGAUGGAAUUAAGGUGAUUCCAUCCAAGGAAAUUGAUACCAUAUUGAUUGGUAAGAUGAAUGUGGUUUCUAAAACUGAGGAUGCAAAUAGACAAGGAGAAGGAAAUCAACUCAGUGAUAAUGUUCAAAGGUCAGACCCAUUGCAUGAGUUUCCCUCGGGAGUGACCGCCGCUUACCACUAUCACCACAGUAUGGACGAGGAGUCCUAUGCUCAUCGAGUAGAGAUGCAUAAUUCAUGCAGGAUAUGUGCAUAA
This is a messenger RNA of Vicia faba (fava bean), 597 nucleotides long. The record is from the annotation of a GenBank genome assembly. Lineage: Eukaryota; Viridiplantae; Streptophyta; Magnoliopsida; Fabales; Fabaceae.